Molecule: messenger RNA, 1304 nt
Organism: Vombatus ursinus (common wombat)
Lineage: Eukaryota; Metazoa; Chordata; Mammalia; Diprotodontia; Vombatidae
Gene: CRLF2
Product: cytokine receptor like factor 2
Exons: 8
Coding region: 36-1148 (370 amino acids)
Biological process (GO): cytokine-mediated signaling pathway
Cellular component (GO): external side of plasma membrane
Molecular function (GO): protein binding; cytokine receptor activity
Source: RefSeq, a predicted model, not a curated record
CACUAUUGCUCAUACACUUCUCUGUGUCUCUGAGGAUGGGGAGAGUCCUUUGGGUUUGUGUGACAGUCAUUCUACUGGGAAACCUGAUGACUUCUAGAGAACCUGAGACAAGAGACAAUGUGAGUAUACAGAUCAUCAACUUCAACUUUGAAAGGACACAUGUUAAGUGGAAUGUCAGUGAAUAUCUGGCUGAGAAGAAUUUAACUUUCUUUUAUGGAUUGGACAAAGCUUCACCUUCACAACAAUGUUCUCAUUACACUUUUGAUCAUGGUUAUACUGCUGGAUGUCUUUUUAAGGCUGGAGACAACAGACUGACUUUUUUACUCAAGAGAGAAGAAGAUGAAGUAUUUGAACGAAGGAAUGUAAGGCUUAGCCGUUACUUAAAACCCAGUUCUCCAACCAAUGUGAGCUUCACAUGGAGAGAAGACUCAGUUACAGUAACAUGUUCUGAUUUGCCUAUUUCUGGUCUCACCUAUGAAAUUCAGCACAAAAGCAUCUUUGAUCAAAAAUGGCUGCCCAACACGAAUACAAUAUGUAACAUUACAAUAGAUGGCUUGGAUUCUGAGAAAUGUUAUUUCUUCCGGGCCAGAGUGAUAACAAGAAUGGCUAUUUAUGGCAGUAAGACAUACCCUAGUGAUUGGUCCACUGUAACACACUGGAGGAGGAACAAAUUGGAAGAUUCAUGCACUGACAUAAUCAAAACACCUUCCCCAAAAUAUGUCUACAUAAUUACUAGUCUGGUUGUCUUCCUAAUGGUAUUGCUUCUCCUUUUAUUUUUGAGGAAAUCAGCAAGAGUUAAGAAAUUAUUCAUACCCAUUGUACCUGAUCCCAAAUAUGCUUUUCCUGGUCUAUUUGAUUGUCACGGAGGAAACUUUCAGGAGUGGAUCCAGGAUACGGAAAAUGUGACCAGCCCAGCUAAAGCAGAACAUUUGGAGUGGGAAUGUGUUGUUGAGGAGGGGCUUAUAGAGGAACUCGCCAAGAAGGACGCCAAAGACGAAGAGGGGAAAACCUUUCAGGAAUAUCCACAAUUGAAUGAAGACAAUCUGAGCUCUAAUCAAAUCUCUUGUGUCCCACCUCAAGGCAAUGACACUAUUUGCCUGGGUGAUCUUAAGUUUGUUAUGAAUGAUAAUAUGUAUGUUGUAUUAUGAAGCUGCAGGGUGCACAGAUAGGAGAUGGGGUCUAGGCCAGGAUCAGCCUAGUAGGUUUCUGGAAUUGAUGCCAACAAUGGUAAUAAUUACCAUCUGUAGAGUGCUUUAAAAUUUGCAAAACACUCCAUAAAUAUCUCAUUUUUUACUCACAACAAC